Messenger RNA from Recurvomyces mirabilis, 4062 nucleotides. It is a transcript of the gene DRS2, whose product is annotated as aminophospholipid translocase. Gene Ontology annotation, biological process: endocytic recycling; post-Golgi vesicle-mediated transport; phospholipid translocation. NCBI's taxonomy places the organism in Eukaryota, Fungi, Ascomycota, Dothideomycetes, Mycosphaerellales, Teratosphaeriaceae. The record is from RefSeq and is a predicted model, not a curated record. Gene Ontology annotation, cellular component: plasma membrane. Bases 1 to 4062 code for a protein of 1353 amino acids. The transcript has 3 exons. Gene Ontology annotation, molecular function: ATPase-coupled intramembrane lipid carrier activity; magnesium ion binding; ATP binding.
AUGGCGGGCAGGCCAAACACCCACGAUGAUCUCCUACAUCUCAGCGACGACGAUGACAAUGAAGGGCCGACGUAUCACUCAGGCCAAGCACCACCGAUGAGCGACCAGGAGAUGCUGCACACAUACAACAUCUCCAACUCGAGUGCGCCGCGUAUCAGCACAUCCCACGAUGACUUCGUAGGCGCGCCGAGCACGAGCGGGCUACCUGGCGGGCCAGGUCAUGCCUCGACUGCUUCCGGGAGUAAUCUACAGCCUCCAAUGUUAGGACAGACAGGAAGAAACUACUCGCAGACUUCAGACCUGGAGAACUACCAAAGAUACUCAGAUCUCGACAAUGAUGGCUAUUCGGACUCUGCCUCUAUGGCAGGAGGCUACGCAGCAGGUGGAGGUAUCGACGAGGAGAACGUGCCAGGUCUGCCACUCAACAGGUCGCAAAGCAAGCAUAGAAGUCGGAACAGUAUUUUGAGCUUAGGCGGAGGCAUCAUGGGUCGAGCAAAGAACAUGCUCGGUAUGGGACCGGAAUACUCGGAGAUGGAUCUGCCGCUCACUGAGCAUGGUGCGCGAGCAGAUCACGUGGCUAGGACGAGGACAGACAGUAUGCCGGAUGGCUCACCUCCAUCACGGACUACACCUGGCGCAACCUUCAAAUUCGGCCUGCCUUCGAUAGGUAGACGAAAAGUCGAUCCUAGUACCCUCGGCCCACGCAUAAUUCACCUCAACAAUCCGCCUGCGAAUCACGCGAACAAAUAUGUCGACAACCACGUGUCCACUACCAAGUACAAUGUCGCCACGUUUUUACCUAAAUUCCUUUACGAACAAUUCAGCAAAUCCGCCAACAUCUUCUUCUUGUUCACCGCUAUCCUGCAGCAGAUUCCGAACAUUAGUCCGACAAACCGAUUUACUACUAUUGUGCCUCUGGGUAUAGUGUUGCUCGUCUCGGCGGGAAAGGAACUGGUUGAAGACAAUCGAAGAAAGAGCCAAGAUCGACAGCUAAAUCGCUCGGCUGCGAGAGUACUCCGAGGUACCCGAUUUGAAGAUGUGCGGUGGAUUGACGUUCAGGUUGGCGAUGUCGUUCGUGUGCAGAGCGAGGAGCCAUUCCCGGCCGAUCUUGUGCUCCUUGCUUCUUCCGAGCCGGAAGGACUAUGUUAUAUCGAGACGGCGAACCUGGACGGCGAGACGAAUCUGAAGAUAAAGCAGGCCAUACCCGAAACAUCCACCCUCGUCUCCUCAGCCGAAGUCGCGCGACUGGGAGGCAGAAUCCGAAGCGAACAACCAAAUAGCAGUCUCUACACCUACGAAGCAACCCUAACCAUGCAAGCCGGCGGUGGCGAGAAAGAACUCCCUCUCGCACCCGACCAACUCCUCCUCCGCGGCGCCACCCUUCGGAACACUCCCUGGGUCCAUGGCUUAGUAGUUUUCACCGGCCACGAAACCAAACUCAUGCGCAACGCUAGCGCGACCCCGAUCAAACGCACGAACGUCGAGAAGCGAGUCAAUAUCCAGAUCCUCAUGCUCGGCGCCGUCCUCAUCGCCCUCUCCAUCAUAAGCAGUAUAGGCGACAUCGUCGUCCGCGUCACUAUCGGCUCCAAACUCUGGUUCCUUGACUAUGACGGCAUCAAUGUCGCAGGACAAUUCUUUGGCGACGUCUUUACGUACUGGAUCUUGUAUUCCAAUUUGGUGCCUAUCUCGCUGUUCGUGACGGUGGAGAUCAUCAAGUACUAUCAGGCCUUUCUGAUAUCCUCAGAUCUGGAUAUUUACCACGCCGAGACUGAUACGCCGGCGAACUGUCGGACGUCCAGUUUGGUGGAGGAGUUGGGGCAGGUGGAGUACGUGUUCUCGGAUAAGACGGGCACGUUGACUUGUAACAUGAUGGAGUUUCGGCAGUGUUCGAUUGCUGGGAUGCAGUAUGCGGAUGAUGUGCCGGAGGAUCGCAGAGUAGUGGAUGGGGAUGAGUCCGGGGCCGGGGUGUAUGAUUUCAGGGCGCUGGAGAGGCAUCGGUUGCAGGGGCAUAACGGGGAGCAGAUUCGGGAGUUUCUGAGAUUGCUGUCGACCUGUCAUACGGUCAUCCCGGAGAUGAAUGCGGAGAAGCCGGGGAUCAUAAAGUAUCAGUCUGCGUCGCCUGACGAGGGCGCGCUUGUGGAUGGUGCUGUCACGUUGGGCUUCAAGUUUGUGGCUAGACAGCCAAAAGCGGUCACGAUUGUGGUUGAUGGGCAGCAUGAGGAGAGGUAUGAGCUUCUCGCCGUCUGCGAGUUUAACAGUACGAGGAAGAGGAUGAGUUGUAUCUACCGCUGCCCUGAUGGCAAGAUACGAUGCUACUGUAAAGGUGCCGAUACUGUCAUUCUUGAGCGGCUUGCGAUCCGGGAUGAGAUUGUGGAGAAGACGCUGUUGCAUCUAGAGGAGUAUGCAUCAGAAGGUCUCCGCACGCUUUGUCUAGCCAUGCGCGAAGUGCCUGAAGCAGAGUUCAGGGAGUGGCAAGAUGUGUACAACACAGCCAUCACUACAGUCUCCGGCAACAGAGCGGACGAGCUAGACAAAGCAGCCGAACUCAUCGAACACGACCUCACCCUCCUAGGAGCCACAGCCAUCGAAGACAAACUCCAAGACGGCGUCCCAGACACCAUCCACACCCUCCAAACCGCCGGCAUCAAAGUCUGGGUCCUCACCGGCGACCGACAAGAAACCGCCAUCAACAUCGGCAUGUCCUGCAAACUCAUCAGCGAAGACAUGACCCUCCUCAUCGUCAACGAAGACUCCGCUGCCGCGACCCGCUCCAACAUCCAAAAGAAACUCGAUGCCAUCCGCUCCCAAAACGCCGGCAACCUCGAAAUGGAAACCCUCGCCCUCGUCAUCGACGGCAAAUCCCUGACCUUCGCCUUAGAAAAAGAUCUGGAGAAAUUAUUCCUCGACCUCGCAGUAGCCUGCAAAGCAGUAAUCUGCUGCCGCGUCUCGCCGCUCCAAAAAGCCCUCGUAGUGAAACUGGUCAAACGCCACCUCAAAGCCAUCCUCCUCGCCAUCGGCGACGGCGCAAACGACGUCUCCAUGAUCCAAGCCGCCCACAUCGGUAUCGGCAUCUCCGGCGUCGAAGGCCUGCAAGCCGCCCGCAGCGCCGACGUCUCGAUCGCCCAAUUCCGAUUCCUGCGCAAGCUCCUCCUGGUCCAUGGAGCGUGGUCCUAUCAGCGAAUCAGCAAGGUGAUUCUAUACUUCUAUUAUAAGAACACGGCGCUAUUCAUCACGCAGUUCUGGUAUUCAUUCCAGAAUGCCUUCUCGGGGCAGGUGAUUUACGAGUCCUGGACGUUGUCGUUUUUUAACGUCAUCUUCACUGUGAUGCCGCCUUUUGUCCUCGGGAUCUUCGAUCAGUUCGUUAAUGCCCGGCUUUUGGAUCGGUAUCCGCAGCUCUAUCAGCUCAGUCAGAAAGGGGUGUUUUUCCGGACGCAUAGUUUUUGGUCGUGGGUCGGGAAUGGCUUUUACCAUUCGCUGUUGCUGUACUUCGUUUCGGAGUUGAUCUGGUGGGAUGAUGGGGUGUUGCCUUCGGGGGAGAUUGCUGGGCAUUGGGUUUGGGGCACGGCGUUAUACACAGCUGCGCUCGUCACCGUUCUCGGAAAAGCGGCGCUCAUCACCAAUAUCUGGACAAAGUACACCGUCAUCGCCAUUCCUGGGAGUCUACUCAUCUGGUUCAUUUUCCUGCCCGUCUACGCUAUCGUGGCGCCUAAGCUCGGUUUCUCGAAGGAGUACACGAACAUUCUGCCCGUGGUGCUGAGUUCUCCGAAAUUCUGGCUCAUGAUGAUCGUGCUUCCAGCAUUGUGUCUGGCGAGAGAUUUUGCGUGGAAGUAUGCCAAACGGAUGUAUUUCCCGCAGAGUUAUCAUCAUGUGCAGGAGAUCCAGAAGUAUAAUAUUCAGGAUUAUCGGCCGAGGAUGGAACAGUUCCAGAAAGCGAUCAGGAAGGCUAUGUACGAGGACAUGGAGGAGCUUCAAUGGGCCGCCUUAGGCUUGCGCAAUGCGUCGAUUCUCGCAGUUGACGAUGUUGUCAUGGUAGCGGGCUUUGAAGGUGCCGUAAUAAUGUAG